UCUCUUGCCAUUCCACCCAGCCUUACCAUCCGGGUGGGUGCUGAGUGCAUGCGUGCGUGUGCGUGUGUGUCUGUCUCGACCCAGGUGCCAAGGUCUGAGGGGAAGGAAGACCAGUGCUAGACAGUGCAGCGUCAGGAGAGGAAGCCGGGUCACUGAAGGAGCACCGUCAGGCAUGGCCCAACACUAACAGGGGUCCCCGCAGACAGACAGAAACAUACGGAGGAAGAGAGACACGCCUGCCUGCGGAGAGGGAGCAGUGAUAAGGAACAAUGGUGGCCGAAGAGAUUGUGGUUACCCUGUCGGGGGGCGCACCUUGGGGUUUUCGACUACAGGGUGGCGCUGAGCAUAAGAAACCCCUACAAGUAGCUAAGGUGCGGAGGCGGAGCAAGGCGUGCAGGGCGGGGCUUCGCGAGGCGGACGAGCUGCUGUCCAUCAACGAUAAACUGUGCGGAGGGCUGUCCCACGCGCAGGCCAUGAGCCUGAUCGACGGCGGACCGGGAACUCUGCACAUACGCGUGAAGAGGGCCCCGUCGGGCUUCCAGUCCGUGGUGCUGCUCACCCGAUCCCCCUCGCCCCGAAUUGACAAGGAGUACCGCGCGGCGGUGAGGGAGGUCCGCCGGGGGGCGCUGAUGUCCCCGACGGGCCGGGACGACCCGCCCAGGCGCGAGUCGGUGACGUCGCCGCCGGACAGCGAGGCCUACUACGGCGAGACAGACAGCGACGCCGACACGGCCCACGAGCGGCAGCGGCGGCAGAAGAGGCGGAGCCCCAGCGGCUCGCCCGCCAAGAUGGGCGGCGGGAAGUCGUCGCCGGAGGAGACCUCGGAGAUGAGCGGCUACGAGAGCGCGCCCGACGCCCCGGCCUACCCCGACGCCUCGCCGCCGCAGCAGGGCAGCCCGCCGGGCGUCGCCCGCCGGGAGGUGAUCUACCAGCCCCCGCGCGCCGACAACUCGCCCGAGAACUCGUCCUCCAGCCUGGACGACCAGAGCCCCGCCGAAGGGCCGGGGCCCAACGAGGUGGACAGCGGCUUCCAGGAGCCGCCCAGCCUGCCCCCGCUGGUCUCGCCCGACCGCGCCAAGGAGGCCCUCCUCCUGGCGUCCCGCGGGCAGCUGGUGCCCAUGGUGGGGCCCGUGGACAACCCGGUGGCCGAGGAGCUGACCGUGACCUACAUGGACAAAGCCAAACAAGCCAAACUACACAGAGGCGAGAGCGUGCAGGAGAAGCAGGUGAAGGAGGCCCGGUCCAGGUGCCGCAGUAUCGCAGCCCUGCUGACCGACGCGCCCAACCCGCACUCCAAGGGCGUGCUCAUGUUCAAGAAGCGGAGGCAGCGCGCCAAGAAGUACACGCUCACCUGCUUCGGCAGCGUGGAGGGAGCGUCCAGCCAGGACGGCACCACCGAGGAGGAGGACGACGAGGAGGAGGAGGGCGUCUUCCCGGGCAGCGAGUCGGAGCUGGACGAGGACGGCUUCACCUCGGCCCCCGAGUCGGCCUGGGACAGCGACUACCUGGACAUCCUGGAGAGGAAGACCCCCGCGGCGGGCUGCGGGGAGACGGAGAGCCCGGGGCUGAACGCCACCUCCGGGAAGGGCGCCCAGCUUUUCGAGCAGCAGAGGAGGAGGGGGCAGGAGCGCGCCGCGGCGGCGGAGGCGGCAGCGGCGGAGGUCGCGCCCGUAUCGACGUACGCGGAGCAGGCGCCCCCCCUGCAGGGUCUGAGCCCCACCGCGCCCACCGUGCCCGCCACUCCCAGCAUGCCCGCCUUGCCUACCGCGCCCGCGGCGCCCGUGAACUACAGCGUGAUGAACGGGGACUGCACCGUGGUGAGCCGGGCCAGCGUGGUGAUGUCGCCGCCCGUGGUGAACGGCGGAGGGGCGGGGCCGCCCGGCUCCGUGCUCAACAGGACCGCCCAGCCCUUCGCCGCCGGGUUCGUCAGCCACAGGGCCGCCACCACGCCCGUGGUGUUCCGCCCCGGCCCGCCCAAGAAGGGCCCCCCCGCGCAGCCCGCGGCAGCCGCCCGGGCCACGCCCCUCCCCUUCUCCCCGCCUCCCUCGGAGGUGAAGCGGGCCGUCUCCACCACCUCUCUCUACAUCCCGCCCAGACCUGCCCCCAGGAACGCCCCGCCCUCCAUGCUCUCCCCUCCUUCCUCUGUAGCUGCUGCUCCCUACUCUCCAUUCUAUCCAUCUUCUGCCCCUGCGACUCCCUUCUCUCGCCCACCUCUGCCCGCCCCAUCCUCAUGUAACCCUCCGGCGCAAGCCACGCCCAUUUCUCCGCCUCCCGCACAGGCUGCGUCCUUCCAUCCUCCUCCUGCUCAAGCCACGCCCUUUUCUCCGCCUCCCGCGCAGGCUGCGUCCUUCCAUCCUCCUCCUGCCCAAGCCACGCCCUUUUCUCCGCCUCCCGCACAGGCUGCGUCCUUCCAUCCUCCUCCUGCCCAAGCCACGCCCUUUUCUCCACCUCCCGCACAGGCUGCGUCCUUCUAUUCUCCUCCUGCCCAAGCCACGCCCUUUUAUCCACCUCCUGUACAAGCCACUCCCCUUUCUCCACCUGCUCCGCGGGCCACAUCUGUCUAUCUUCCUCCUGCUCGAGUCACACCCUUUUCUCCACCUCCUGCCCAAGUCAUGCCAUUUUCUCCACCUCCAGCUCAACCCAUGCCAUUUUCUCCACCUCCAGGCCAAGUCAUGCCAUUUUCUCCACCUCCAGCCCAAGUCAUGCCAUUUUCUCCACCUCCAGCCCAAGUCAUGCCAUUUUCUCCACCUCCUACCCAACCCACGCCAUUUUCUACACCUCCUACCCAACCCACACCAUAUUCUACACCUCCUGCCCAAGCCAUAACCUUUUCUCAACCUCCUGUACAAGCCAUGCCCUUCUCUCCACCUCCUACACACACCACAUCUUACUAUCCACCUCAUACACAAACUCCUGCUUCCCCAUAUUCUACACAAGCUAUACCCUUUUCCCCACUUCCUGUUCAAGCCAUCUCUCUCACCUUGGCUCCUGCACCAGUCACCGCCUUCCCUCCACCUCCUGCACCACCCACAACCUGUCCCACUCCCACAUCAGCCACGCCCUUUUCUCCAUCUUCUACCCCUGUGGGUCCCCUCUCUCCCCCGGCCUUCUCUCCCCCUGCCCACCAGCCCUGCGCCGUAGCGAUCGCUCCCCCGCCAACGCCGAAGGUGUCCUUCAACCCGUACGUCGCCGUGGCCACCACCACCCCCUCGCCCCCCGUCUCGGCCACUCCCGCCCCCACUCCCGUCCCCACGCAGUGCCCCGCCGCCGCCAACUCCGCCGAGGCCCUGGCGUCCCGCGAGCAGAGGAUCUCCGUGCCCGCCGCCCGCACCGGCAUCCUGCAGGAGGCCCGUCGCCGCGGCAGCAAGAAGCCCAUGUUCAGCGCCCCCGAGGAGAAGAAGCAGAACUCGCCCAACCCCGAGCUGCUGUCGCUGGUGCAGAACCUGGACGAGAAGCCCCGGGCGGGGGCGGGGGCGGAGCCCGGGUUCGAGUCCGGCCCCGAGGAGGACUUCCUCAACCUGGGGGCGGAGGCCUGCAACUUCAUGCAGGUCCACAAGAGCAGGCUGCCGCCACCGGUGGCCCCCAAGCCCCACGCGGCCCCCGAGGGGCCCCAGAUCCCCCAGAUGGGAGGCAAGGGGGCGGAGCUGUUCGCGCGGAGGCAGAGCCGCAUGGACAGGUACGUGGUGGACAGGACGGCCCCCGCCGCCAAUCUCGCCGUGCCGCCGGGGCAACCCCGCCUCCCGUCGCCCACCCCCUCCCUCCCGUCUCACUGGAAGUACUCGCCCAACAUUCGCGCCCCCCCUCCCAUCAGCUACAACCCCCUGCUGUCCCCGUCCUGUCCACCGGGGGCUCAGCGCGGCACGAAGGCGUCCCAGACCGCCAAAGUCGCCAAGAAGAGGGACGCGCAGAAGCAGCCCCCCAAGCCCAUGGACGUCAUGAGCCGGCAACCCUACCAGCUCAACUCCGCCAUGUUCACUUACGGGGGCGGCGGAACGCCCGCGCCGGGCAACCACCAAUCGCAGAGCAUCUCCCUGAGCGCGCCCAAGCAGAUCCCCGUCAAGGCCGCCCGCGUCUACAACAUCAAGCGCUUCUCCACGCCCACGCCCAUGUCCGCGCCGGCGUCCCUCAGCCCCGCCGUGAUCGCGCCCCGGUCCGCCACCACCCUCGGGGAGCCCCUGUGGCGCCCCGACGUCGUCUCCCCGCCCCCCGCCCCCCUCUCGCCUCCGCCGCCCGCCCCCACGGGCGCCCUGCCGGAGCUGCCCAGGAUCUACUCCGCCCCCGUCCCGAACCCCGCCCCCGCCCCCGCCCCCGCCCCGCCCCCCGGCUCGGCCUACGCCCCGCUCCAGAACGGCAGGCAGUGGUUUAAGAGCGCCCCGGAGCUGAGCCCCCUGUGCUCGGCUGUUUCGGGCAGCUCCCUGUCCGUCAGGGUGCCCAGGCCCCGCUUCAGCACCUCCAGCAUGGGCAUCCAGGCCAACGUGUGGAGGCCGGGCUCCGUGCACUACUGAGGGGGGCCACGCCCCGCCCGCGCCCGCUCUGCUACGCCCUCCCUCGCCCUGCCUCGCCCUUACUCGAGGGCCACGCCCUAUGCUACCCCCUCCGCCCUGACCUGCCCCAGCCACCCUGCCCUACCCUGGCCUGCUCCGCCCUGCCCCACCCAACCACCCUGCCUUGCCGUCCCUGCCCUGCCCCGGCCUUACCCUGGCCCGCCGUACCCUGUUCCAUUCUACCCUGCCCCACCCCAUCCCACCCCACCCUGCCCCUUCCUGCUCCAUCCUACCCUUUGCCUGCCCUGAUCCACCCUGCCCCAUAAUGAAGCCCAUUCUCUUCCACCGCUGAGUUUGUCUCCUGUCUGUGGUGGAGCUUUGCUAAACAGCAGCUUUGCAAACCCCACUGUAGUCCAUAACUGUACAUUACAUAGUUUGCUUGGUUUCAGUGACAUUAACAGAUGGGGAUUCGCACUCCUCCAACAUCCCAACAAACAAGAUAUAGGGCAUUAUGUUUUAUUGGGAGAGAAAUAUUUUAACUAUACAUGACAUCAGAAUGGUUUUUUUCCCUGACAGAACCGAGCAAUUGUGGGUUUCGUCUUCUGUUUUCUACAUCAUACACAAAUUGAAGCAGAUAUUAAAAUGGUCAUAAAGAUGCAUAUAUUUAUGUGCUUGUUGGCUGGAGUGCAGCUUGCUGCUUCCUAGGUGUGGCUGGUAUCUUUGUGGGGCCUUAUAGAAUCCAGCCUUGGUUAUUUUCUUUGUGAAUUUCAAGUUUUUUUCACCUGUUAAAGGCCUAUCUUUAAAUAAGUGUGUGCUCUGUUUUCAAACACUUGUGCGGUACACCUAAAACCUUGCAAGAGCCAAUCAGCACCUUACCCAUUUCAGUUCAAUGUUCAGCUGAACUCAGAUACAAAACUACAUAUAUAUAAAAUACUACCUGACUGUGGUGUACAGAGCUAACUACUAGCUUCAUUGUAUAUCCAAGGCAGUUAACAUCAACAAUCUGGGUAGUAUGCAUUAAGUUGGUAUAAAAACAGCAUGUUUGAAAUUUUAACUUGGGGCUUUGUGGGCAGGUAUUUAAUAGGACAUUUUGGGAUGAAGUCUAUUUUGUAAAGGAAAUUUGUUGUUGGUACGGGGCAGGCUUGAACAGUGCAGGUCAUUUUCACAGAAAUGGUGCCCUUCUGGUGCACAAGCAAUGACCUUUGAACUUCUAAUGUGCGGAGUAGCAUUGUGGGAACGGAAACAUUUUGGGCCAUGCAAAACGGUUCCAAUCACAAAGAUUUCGCAGGUUCGGGCUAUCGCCACAGUCUCUGCUCCCUAUUGGACACAGUCACCGAAAGCAAGCAAGCGACUUGGAGUACACGGGACCUGUUCAAGUGAGAUCUGCACACAGAAAUGAGGAAAAACCAGACCGCGGUGCAACCGUGCUUGGAGCCCGUAUGGACUGAGUGAAGGAUUCAGGGCUAGGGUGGCUGUGGCAGGGCAGGGGUUCCGUUUUGGGUGACGUCACCUGCUCACAUUGGGUUUCCCUCGAGAAGUGCUUCCCACUUGAGUCCGAGUUGGUCAGGGAUCACGCUUUUUUCACCGGCUGUGAAAUCGAGGCACUCCUCUCCGCUCCGCACAUGUUUGGGGGGUCGCUGCAGAGGAAGCGUGAAACUCAGAUGUGUGCCUAAAAAUGUGUGUGUGCGAGUUUCUAUUUCACGUGCAAUGUAGAGAACGACGUUAGAGCAAUCAUAUUAAUAUAACACAGAUAGAAAGGAGAAUACACUGUGCACAAUGGUGAUGUGGUAAAUGUAGUGUGUGUGUGUGUGUGUGUCCCCGGCUCUGGCUUACAUUGUGUGUUUAAAAUGCAAUAAAGGCUCCUGGCGUGAGCAGCUGUCUGACUGAAGCCAUCGUGGCGUGACACUGAAAGCUUUUACAUUUUAGCUAAAUCACUCAAACGUAGGGUGUGGAUGUCUAUUGUGCUUUAUGUCUACUGAACGAAGGACGAGGACGAUUUGAGCAAUUUAAAGACGAAAAGAAACGUAGUCUUCGGCGAGACAAUGAGAAGGGUAAGAAAUGGGAAGCCAAGGCAAAUGCUGAGGGAAGUGCAAAGAAUCGUGCGGCCGCUUUGAGAGAUGGAAAUGGGAAAAAGAUGAAUCUUCUUUUUGGUGAGAUGGUACGGUCCAUACGCCUACUCCGAAUGCAGCACUUUUGGGGUGCUGCCAAUGGGCACCCAAAACUGCUGUGCUACCCCCACUUCAACAUUCUGCACUCCUCUACUGAAAGACGCAGUGACAGUCAUUGGUAAACACAUCAUUUACAUUUAUUAUCUUUUAUUGGCAUUAAUAAAACUCUCUC
Molecule: messenger RNA, 6824 nt
Organism: Anguilla anguilla (European eel)
Lineage: Eukaryota; Metazoa; Chordata; Actinopteri; Anguilliformes; Anguillidae
Gene: synpo2lb
Product: synaptopodin 2-like b
Exons: 4
Coding region: 270-4505 (1411 amino acids)
Biological process (GO): positive regulation of actin filament bundle assembly
Cellular component (GO): Z disc; actin cytoskeleton; nucleus
Molecular function (GO): actin binding
Source: RefSeq, a predicted model, not a curated record